Molecule: messenger RNA, 1492 nt
Organism: Penicillium brasilianum
Lineage: Eukaryota; Fungi; Ascomycota; Eurotiomycetes; Eurotiales; Aspergillaceae
Source: the annotation of a GenBank genome assembly
GUGGCAGUUGCUUCCGGGGAAGCACCGAAUCUUGCCGACACCGGCUCCCGCUAUUAUCUCCAUCCAUAUCUCCUCCUCCAUUUUCUCCUCUCCACUCCCCACUCCUUCCCUUUUUCUUUUGUUGUCGUAUCGUCUGUUAGGUCCGCCGGUCGCCCAUCAUGUCUGACAAGUCGCAACAACCCCUCCCCUUCGUCUACCAGUUUGCCGCCGGUGCGGUGGCUGGUGUCUCUGAGAUCCUGUUGAUGUACCCAUUGGACGUUGUCAAGACUCGUGUGCAACUUCAGAGUGGAACCGCUGCCGGCGGUGGUGAGCACUACAAUGGCAUGCUCGACUGCUUCCGCAAGAUCAUCAAGCAAGAAGGUUUCUCCCGUCUGUACCGUGGUAUCUCCGCGCCUAUUCUGAUGGAGGCUCCCAAGCGUGCGACCAAGUUCGCAGCCAACGACAGCUGGGGUACUUUCUACCGCGGCCUUUUCGGUGUGGAGAAGCAGACCCAGAGUCUGGCGGUUCUGACCGGUGCGACUGCCGGUGCAACCGAGUCUUUCGUCGUGGUGCCAUUUGAGCUGGUCAAGAUUCGUCUGCAAGACAAGGCUUCCGCUGGCAAGUACAACGGCAUGUUGGAUGUGGUGAAGAAGAUCGUCCAGCAGGAAGGCCCUCUUGCCAUGUACAACGGUCUUGAGUCCACCCUCUGGCGUCACAUUCUGUGGAACGCCGGUUACUUUGGCUGUAUUUUCCAGGUCCGCGCUCAGCUGCCCAAGCCCGAGCCCGGCAACAAGGGCCAACAGACCCGCAAUGACUUGAUCGCCGGUACCAUCGGUGGUAUUGCCGGUACCCUCCUCAACACCCCCAUGGACGUCGUCAAAUCCCGGAUCCAAAACACCACUAAGGUCGCUGGACAGACCCCCAAGUACAACUGGGCCUGGCCCGCUCUGGGCACCGUCAUGAAGGAGGAGGGUUUCGGAGCCCUAUACAAGGGCUUCAUCCCCAAGGUCCUCCGUCUGGGCCCCGGUGGUGGUGUCCUUCUCGUCGUGUUCACCGGCAUGAUGGACUUCUUCCGUAAGAUGCACUUCGAACAAUCCGUGUAGUCUCUUCCGGCCGUCAUCCUGCAAAAUUAUACCAUUGUUUUCAUACGAAGUCGCGUUGUCGAAGGGUUUUCGAGCGAAAUGAAUCUUUUUCUUCCAAAUUUAAAUCUCCGGCGAUCCACCCGGGAGCCCGGCCUUGAUAUGACUAUUCCAUGUGGGAUCUGGACUUGGAAAAAGCUGGUGUCUGCAUCAUUUUUUCUGAUUCUUGUUGCGUGCCGUUUUGUCAAUACCCUUUGGUUUGUCCGUAUCGGGUAUCAAAGUAGAGGUUGGGCCUGUAAACGCAUAUAGAAUCGAAUUGAGCAUAUAUUCAACCAAGAUAGCACGUUUUCCUGAAACUAAGGACCCCUCACGUGCUCAGAAACCAGUUCCAGCUGACAAGGUGGAUUUCCGCUCCAGACCUUGGCCCAUUUUUG